Messenger RNA from Aspergillus chevalieri, 240 nucleotides. RefSeq lists its product as uncharacterized. The record is from RefSeq and is a predicted model, not a curated record. The coding region runs from base 1 to 240 and encodes 79 amino acids. NCBI's taxonomy places the organism in Eukaryota, Fungi, Ascomycota, Eurotiomycetes, Eurotiales, Aspergillaceae. The transcript has 2 exons.
AUGGCUACCCACGCGGCUGCGGGCGUAGAACCAAUUUCGCUCGUCCAAGAUGUACUUGACAAUGCCUACCUGGUUGUCCAGCGCGUCUCUGGUGAGCAGACAGUUGAGGAGAUAGGGAUGUGCAAGGCCAUGGAGGACCUCGAUAUCCUCAAGGUCAAGGGCGUUGAGGAGACGAUGACCCUUGCAGGUAAUGGAUUCAUCGGCAACUUCUACCCCCGAUUGAGCGAGCUGCUCUUGUAG